AUGCGACUCCGAGCUCCAGGCACCAUCGACCUGACGCAGCAACGUACCAAAUCCGAAGACGGCAGCGAAGACCCCUCCACCGCGGGCUUCGUCCGACCCAUCUCGCUACACCGCCGACGUCUCGACGACGAUUCAGGUCUGCAUAAAGACGGCGACCAGAAGGACGGUGACGAGGAUGACAAACAGCGUGAACAACAACAGGCGCUGAAGGAUGAGAGGAUGCGGAAACGCCAGGAAAACCAGGCCAAGAUCGCGCCGAGCGCCAAGAACAACAGAGCUGCGCGGACGGGACCGUUCCAAAAGAAGACCGAGCAGCUCUUCCGGACCAACGACACACCGGAGGCCAUCAAGAGGCAGCAGCUGCGGUACGAGGAGGCCCUGCCGUGGCACCUCGAGGACGACAGCGGCCAGCGCUUGUAUGUCGGAACCUAUGAGGCAGCGCUGUCAGGGUGCCACGUCUUGUUGCUCCCUGAGGAAACUGGCCAAUUUCGCAUGCUGCCUCUCGAGAAGUGGUACAACUUCACAGCCAAGUCAAGGGUUGAGAAGCAGCCCCCGCCUCCGUCAGGGGCUGGAGUAAAGGAGGAAACUGCUCAAUCGGGUAUACUGGGCACGAUUGCCAGGCACCGCGCUAAGCAAGCAGCGGAUGAAGAGGAGAGGAAAUUCCUGGGCCCCAGAAUCAAGCGGCCUGGUGAGCAGGACGACGCGAAGCCUACCAGCUUCUUUGCCGGCAAACGCGACGUCGAGGAUGCCGACGUUAUUGAUUUUGAGCUCGGCGAGGAGUUUCAGGAUGACGAGGAGAGGGACAUGUUUGGGGCCGACGAUGAGGUGGAUAUCAAGGAGACGGAGGAGAAGCUCAAGAAGGAGCAGUUAAAGGCAAACGUGUUCGAGCUGGGAAACGAACAACGUGCCUGGCAGGAGGAAGAGGAACAGAAGAAGGGAGAGGAGCUCAAGAAGAAGCUCGAGAGAGACACACGUAAAGCGCUCGUCAAGCGAGAGAAGGAUUACAACUACGAGGAUGACGAGAACUACACGGAUGAGGAAGAAGAAGAAAAACGCCGCGAGGAAGAACGCAAAGCCCUCGCCGAAAACAAAGACAAAGACAAGGCAAAAUCCGACAAGCCCCCCUCCGGUGCCUCCACCAAAGGUACAAACACUCCCACCGGCCGCCCCAAGCAACCCGAGCAGCCAGCGAAACUCGCAUCCCUCAAACGCCCCGGCUCGCCCAACCUCUCCGACGCCAGCGGCAACGAGUCAACGCGGCGCAAGAAGGUCAAGAAGAACAACCAGGAUACCAGCUCAGCACUGCCCAGCCGUCCUGAUGUCGGCUCCCGCAAGCCCUCGAUCGCCAUGCGCGUGGCCGCCGGCUCGGGAAGCGACACCGAGGCUACGGCUACGGACGGCGGGAGGAAGCCGAGACUCAAGAUCCGCAUGUCGCCGAACGGCACGCCGAAUGGGAGUCGUGCUGGGAGUCCGGUGGCUGGUGGGAGGCCGAAUGGGAGUAGGGCGGGGAGUCCAUCCGCUAAUGCACCCCUCCCCUCCGUCGCCGAGAUCAUGGCGAAGAUCCCGCCAGAGGGCAUCUCGAUGAAAGACAUCAUCGCUGCUUUCAGGGAUCGCACCAAGGCCCGGCCGAUGGAGUUUGUGCAGCUUCUGAAGCAGCACUCGAGGUUCGAUAAUAAGACUAAGAUGUUCUUCCAGAGGGAUUGA
Coniosporium apollinis CBS 100218 is the source of this 1704-nucleotide messenger RNA. RefSeq lists its product as uncharacterized. The transcript has 3 exons. Bases 1 to 1704 code for a protein of 567 amino acids. Gene Ontology annotation, biological process: positive regulation of transcription elongation by RNA polymerase II; transcription initiation at RNA polymerase II promoter. The record is from RefSeq and is a predicted model, not a curated record. Gene Ontology annotation, cellular component: transcription factor TFIIF complex; nucleus. NCBI's taxonomy places the organism in Eukaryota, Fungi, Ascomycota, Dothideomycetes. Gene Ontology annotation, molecular function: RNA polymerase II general transcription initiation factor activity; TFIIF-class transcription factor complex binding; DNA binding.